CAGCAAUGGUAGAUAGAUAGAUAGAUACACCCCUCAACCACCAAAGACCCAAACUCCUUUUCUUUACUCGCCAUUUCUCCCUCCCAAAAUCUAGGUCAUACAUCCCCGAUUACUCGAACUGCGCGUAAGUUGGCCUGGCCCGACGCGUGAGCCGUAAAAAUAUAACUACUUACACAAUGCAGGUCACAUAGUCUACCCUCUCGCUCUCAAUCCAAUCCUUGUUAUAUGCUCCCGCUCUCCAUCCUCAUUCUCCCGAAUUCUUGUAAUCUGAGAGUUCUUGAGAGAGGCUUUCACGCUCGCGCUCCCGUUCUCACUAAAUGCAUAUAUAUACCUUACAUGAACAAUUUUGGGGGGAGAUCGUUUCAGUCAUUGGUGACUGUUCCGGAUUUAUGAAGUACUAAUGGCUGUUUUUGCUCACAGCUGCGGUUCCAUUUCUCUCUCUCCUCCUCAUACUCGCAAGCGUUUCCUUGAUGCGCCGAUCGCUCAAUCAGCUCCUCCAAGGAAGCUGAUAUCUACAGCGACUGAUUCGGUCCGGUCUCGAGUAGAUUUGGCUGUAUUUUCCUCAAAAGAGCUAAUGGAGAGAAUAGAAAAUGUUGUAGUAAAAUCUUCAGCGACUGAUUUUCCACGCUCUCGACUUGAUUUGCCUAUUGCUUCCUCACAAGAGUUGAUAGAGCGUUUGUUGAAUCACGAGGACAUGACCGAAGAGGAGGCUGAAGCUUCUCUCAACUUCCUGCUUAGCGAUGGCAGUGAAACGUUAAUUAGUGCUUUUCUUGUCCUAUUGAGAGCCAAAGGAGAAACUUAUGAAGAAAUUGUAGGACUAGCAAGAGCAAUGUUCAAAUGCUGUAGGAAGGUUGAAGAGAUACAUAAUGCGGUUGACAUUGUUGGGACGGGCGGUGAUGGGGCCAACACAGUAAAUAUUUCGACUGGAGCAGCUAUUCUUGCUGCAGCCUGUGGAGCAAAAGUUGCAAAGCAAGGAAACCGGUCAAGUUCUUCUGCUUGUGGAAGUGCAGAUGUUUUGGAAGCCUUAGGGGUGGUCAUUGACUUGGAACCUGAGGGGGUGAAGAAGUGUGUGCAAGAAGUGGGAAUUGGUUUUAUGAUGUCUCCGAAAUACCAUCCAGCAAUGAAAAUUGUUGCACCGGUGAGGAGAGUGCUAAGAGUGAAGACCGUAUUUAAUAUCUUGGGUCCCAUGCUAAAUCCAGCGCGGGUGCCCUUUGCUGUUGUUGGUGUUUACAAGGAAGAUAUGGUCAGUAAAAUGGCUAAAGCACUGCAACGGUAUGGAAUGAAAAGAGCAUUAGUCGUUCACUCUCAGGGCUUAGAUGAAAUGAGUCCUCUAGGGCCUGGUGAAAUUCUUGAUGUCACACCUGAAAAGAUAGAGAAAUGUUACUUUGACCCACUGGAUUUUGGUAUUGGUCGAUGUACUUUGGAGGACUUGCGAGGAGGAGGUCCAGUGUACAAUGCAGAGGUACUAAGGCGUGUACUAUCUGGUAAAAGAGGACCCAUAGCAGAUGCAUUCAUCUUGAAUGCCGCAGCAGCACUAUUGGUCAGUGGACAUGUUAGCAACCUAGCCGAAGGCGUAGCACUGGCAUGUGAAACUCAUCAAUCAGGGAAGGCUCUCAAAACACUCGACUGCUGGAUUGAAGUGACAAGGACAUUCAAGUAGCCUACUACUGCCAUGGUUGCUGGACUUUUGACCUGACUAUCGACUGCCAAAGUUCGAUCUAGUUUAUAAUUUGAGGAAAAAUGAAGAUUCAUGCAAGUAACUUCUUGUAAUGUCGGCCUACCAUGUGGUGGUCCCACAAAUACCAAUUGCUGCAGGAUCCCCCGAAGAGAACAAUGCAUUUUUUGCACAUUUCUUGGACUGCAGGGUUGAAAUUUCAACGAGUCAUCAACGUUUGUCAUCUGAAGCCAAAAAAAAACCCUAGUCUGUUUCAUAUGAUGGUGUCUGAAUUUGUACCCAGAUCAUCUUAUUGUGUUGAGAUUUUGAUUGUAACAUUUAUUGUUAAAAUGGUGCUGGUGUUUCGAGAUUUAAAAGGCUUUCAGUAGCAUUUCUUGGAAA
Messenger RNA from Rhododendron vialii, 2056 nucleotides. Its product is annotated as anthranilate phosphoribosyltransferase, chloroplastic-like. Bases 401 to 1660 code for a protein of 419 amino acids. Lineage: Eukaryota; Viridiplantae; Streptophyta; Magnoliopsida; Ericales; Ericaceae. The record is from RefSeq and is a predicted model, not a curated record. Gene Ontology annotation, cellular component: cytosol. The transcript has 11 exons. Gene Ontology annotation, molecular function: anthranilate phosphoribosyltransferase activity. Gene Ontology annotation, biological process: L-tryptophan biosynthetic process.